This is a messenger RNA of Cylicocyclus nassatus, 2440 nucleotides long. The record is from the annotation of a GenBank genome assembly. Lineage: Eukaryota; Metazoa; Nematoda; Chromadorea; Rhabditida; Strongylidae.
AGGAUAUGUGGCUGCUGUUACUGCUGCCAGUGUUCGUGGCGGCAGCAGCAAUGCGAGAACUCGUCUAUGUCGGCCAAGUCUAUCAAAAGCCGCUAUCACAAAAGACGGUGGUCAGCGCUGCGGGUGGUUUACCAGCAUGGUUACUCGUCCGCGAUGGGGUCUUGCAGGGGAUCCCAACCAAAGAGGAUUUGGGGAAACAUAUACUCAAGAUCUCAACACAAUCAAAGCCGGUGUCGGUACUUGAACUAAUCGUCAAGGAAGACAAUCGUAAUCCAUGCGGAAGUGAGGACACCUACUGGGUCGAAGCGCUCUAUGAAGAAGAUGGGCCGGUUGAGGAUCGCCUUGAUGCCGCCUUGGAUGUGGCUGAAGCUUUGAAGGUUGACGUCUCUGAACUAAAGGUUUUAUCCUAUAACUAUUCCCGAACGAUCCGAAGCGUAGAAGCUAUAGGUGGUGAUGAAGUGGCAGCAUAUACUGUAAUGAAAAAGGUAGCCUGUGGGGAUGAUCUUGAAACAGCAGCCAGCGAAAUGGAUGCAUUCCUCACAGCUGUAGAAAGUAUUGAAUACGACUAUGUAGUGCUCACUAAAGGUCGCGUUAUUUCAAGUGAGGAUAAGGUUGAAGCUGAAACAUCUACCCAAACCGCCAGCAAGUUGUCGACGACCACUGAAGUCACAACAUCGAGGACGACACGUAAAGUGGACAACCCGCCAGUGAAGUUAAACUCGCUGUCAGGAUUUACUUGCGUGCGCGGUGUCUACUGUGAGAUGACAAUACCGGAAAGCACAUUCAAAGAUGUGGAAGACGGUGAUACAUUCAAACUUCGCCUAUCCGUACAGCCAUUGGGCAACAAGGAAUCCUGGUUAUUCUACGAUCACAAGAAGGUCAAAGGCGUCCCGUUUGAAGAGGGGGAGUUCGAGUAUCGACUUGAAGCCAGGGACAAGGCUGGACAGAUGGCGUCAGCACCGUUCAAAGUAUCCGUCACUCCCUCAUUUCCCUUCAAUCAUCUCGUGUCUCUGGAGUUGGAUACACCAUUUUCACGCCUUACAAAACCGUCGUCACUGUCCGCUUUGGCCCAACAAAUUGCGCAUGCUUUCCGUUCGAAUCCUGACGCAAUCACCAUCCGGAAUAUUACCGGAAAUGCUACGAAGAGUCUGGUUAUCUGGAGCAACAACACUGUACCGCAUAAGACAUGCGCUCAUCCAGCUCUCGACAGCAUUCGUCACACAAUGCUUACUCGACAACGUUCUACAACGAAAAUCGAGUUCGUCAAGCAAGUCGGCUCACAGUUCCACGUUCGUAAGGCUUCGAUGGAGCUGACCGGCAGCUGUUUGGACAAGGAAGUGGAGCCAGUCUCUACGGCGCCCACUAUGGAAGCAGCCGACCAAGCUGCAUUCCCAUGGACCGUCUUCUUCGGAGUGCUCAUUCUUGUUCUUCUUCUUACUAUCUUGAUUGUGGCUGUAUGCAGUGCUAUGAGGAAAAACAAGAAAAAGGAAAAGCCAUCCGACUACAUGGGCAAAGGAAUGCCAGUAGUGUUUCCUGAAGAAGUGGCUGAAGAUGUUGAGAUGGCACAUGCUGCUACACCUAUGCUUACUAAGGAAGAGCGACCGCCUCUGAAGGUAUCCCAGCAUGAAAAUCCUCUGUACAAGCCACCACCACCUUUGGCUGCCGCUUCACCCCGAGUAGGGUCCGCUGCCACCGUUCCGAACCAAAGGAUGCCGCCCACUUAUGUUCCACCGUAAUUUUCGUUAGAGAAGUAGAAACGAACUGUAUGGACAGAUUUCGAUACGGUUCGAGUUGGCAAACCACGCCCCUAUCGGCUCGUACGAGUUUGUUCCACGAACGUUGUUGUUAUAUUCGAAUUCUCAGGACGCCAGCUUUCUGAUGGACUCGAAACUUCCCCUCUCCAUUUCUCCUAUCAAAAAGAAAUUCUCGUUACCUCUAUCUUUCCUAGUGUAUUGCUACAUUUUUCACUUCCAGUUUUCCCAUAUCGAUCGGUUUUAUCGAUCGAUUAUAGUUAUGUUGAUCCACUCCCAUACGCAGCUUUCUCUCCCUCGUUUCUGUGUUCAUUAUACAGCCAGCCUCGAUGAAGGCGCAUAUCCCCUUUCUGAUCUACGCACAUAUACUGCACAGUAAAAUACACAUCAUCUACAGUAUGCCUAGUCGUGGUUGGCACUCACACAUGGGUAUCGAUUUAUUGAUUUAUUGAUUGAGUUUUCUUCGUUUUUCUUUCUUGAAUUGCAUGCUCCCUAGCCCGCGCUGCUCCCCAUCGCCACACUGCUGCAAAUGCCUAUUUAUCUACCGUACACGUAUCGUAUUGCCCUACGUCAGUGAUUUACAACCGAGUUCAUUCAAUGAUUUAUUGAUUGUUAUUGCUGAUUCAAUGAUGUACGAUUGAUUUAUUGAUUGAUCACAUUUGUGUACAUAAUGAAAGUUGGUUAUAUCU